Calliphora vicina (urban bluebottle blowfly) is the source of this 646-nucleotide messenger RNA. RefSeq names its product Uxt prefoldin-like subunit (gene Uxt). The record is from RefSeq and is a predicted model, not a curated record. Gene Ontology annotation, biological process: negative regulation of transcription by RNA polymerase II. Gene Ontology annotation, molecular function: transcription corepressor activity. The transcript has a single exon. Lineage: Eukaryota; Metazoa; Arthropoda; Insecta; Diptera; Calliphoridae. The coding region runs from base 89 to 520 and encodes 143 amino acids.
AACAGUUUCUCCUAUAAUUACCAAAAAAAAAUUAAUUAAAACGUUUUGAAAUAUCAUUAAAUUAAACAACAUAAACUCAUCUUAUAACAUGGCCCGCUUUAGCACCGAAAACGUUGAAGUUUUCAUCAACGACUUCCUCAAAGAAGAUCUCAAACAUUUGGAGCACUACAUCAACAACUACAAUGAGGAAAUCAUGGAAUUUGUACAACUGAAAAGCACCAUAGAAGCCAUGCGUGAUAAUUUGGAAGAUGGCUAUAAAACUCAAAUGAAUAUUGGCGGCAAUAUUUUCAUGGAGGCAAAAGUUUCCGAUUUAAACACAAUGUUAGUGGACAUAGGCAAAGGUGUCUAUAUACAAUUUACUUUGGAGGAGGCUUUAAAAUUUGCUGAUUUUAAAGUAAAAAUACUUAAUAAGGAAUGUGAUGUGUUGAGGGAGGAGAGUAUUAAGAAGAAAACGGAGAUUAAAUUGGCUUUAAUGUAUAUGGCUGAAAGAGAGCAGUUGUUGGAGCAGGAAAAGGAUUAGUGAUGAUAGUUGGAUUAAAAGAAUACACCAUAUUUUAGUUGUAAAUAAGUUGAAAUAAGAUUUUAUAAGAAAAUAUUUUGUUAAUGAAUGCUAAUAGAAAUAAUUAAAUGCUAAAAAUAAUGUUAA